AUGAUAGGCAUCGCCAAUCUCGUCACAUUCUUCUCAAUUGGCCUCGUUUUUCUUUCCAUCCUCACUUUCGUGAUUUUCGCCUCUCCUUUCCUUGUGAUUCUCCUCUGUCUCUUUGCGCCUGUGAUGUUGUUCAAGGAAACCAAAAAACGCAUCGCCGUUUUGAGUGAGAAUGUAGAGGACAAAAAGCGUCUGAGUGCCGAAGCUCUAAACAGAAACCCUCAGAGUAAGUUUUCAGUCCCCACUGGCAGAGGGUACGAAGUGUGCGACACCUCUGGGGUAGGUCCCGGUGUUAGUCUCCGAGAAGCCGUAUCCAAGGCGCCAACGGUGCAUCCCAGAGGGUUCAUCAAGGACGAAGAUUGA
Molecule: messenger RNA, 360 nt
Organism: Candidozyma auris
Lineage: Eukaryota; Fungi; Ascomycota; Pichiomycetes; Serinales; Metschnikowiaceae
Exons: 2
Coding region: 1-360 (119 amino acids)
Source: RefSeq, a predicted model, not a curated record